Molecule: messenger RNA, 1015 nt
Organism: Cucumis melo (muskmelon)
Lineage: Eukaryota; Viridiplantae; Streptophyta; Magnoliopsida; Cucurbitales; Cucurbitaceae
Product: cytokinin riboside 5'-monophosphate phosphoribohydrolase LOG1-like
Exons: 7
Coding region: 88-786 (232 amino acids)
Biological process (GO): cytokinin biosynthetic process
Cellular component (GO): nucleus; cytosol
Molecular function (GO): hydrolase activity, hydrolyzing N-glycosyl compounds
Source: RefSeq, a predicted model, not a curated record
UCUCCCCUCUUUCCCUCUCUCUCUUCUCUUCAAACUAAAACAAAACAAUAUAUAUAUAUUACGAAUCAAUAAUUUUGAAAAAAGUAAAUGGAAACAGAGCGGCGAGAAGGAAGCCAAGAGGCAGAGCGUACGGCGGCGGAUACGGCGGUGCAAUCGAAGUUUCGUCGUAUCUGCGUGUUCUGCGGCAGUAGCUCCGGCAAGAAUCCCAGCUAUCAAAUUGCCGCCAUUCAACUCGGAAAUCAACUGGUCGAAAGGAACAUUGACCUUGUUUACGGCGGAGGAAGCAUUGGGCUUAUGGGCUUAGUUUCUCAAGCCGUUUACGAUGGCGGACGUCACGUGUUAGGAGUGAUACCGAAAUCUCUCAUGCCAAAAGAGAUUACUGGAGAGACAAUUGGAGAAGUAAGAGCCGUAUCAGGAAUGCAUCAACGCAAAGCAGAAAUGGCUCGUCAAGCUGAUGCAUUUAUUGCAUUGCCUGGAGGCUACGGAACAUUGGAAGAACUAUUGGAAGUCAUCACUUGGGCUCAAUUGGGCAUCCACGAAAAACCGGUGGGGUUGCUCAACGUGGAUGGCUACUACAAUUCACUAUUAUCAUUCAUAGACAAAGCAGUUGACGAAGGUUUCGUCUCACCAGCUGCCCGUAGCAUCAUAGUUUCCGCCCCAACUGCCCAUGCCCUCAUCACCAAGCUAGAGGAGUAUGUCCCAAAGCAUUCCAGCGUGGCAUCGAAGCUGAGCUGGGAAAUGGAACAGCAGCUUGGAUUUACCGUAAAGUCAGACAUUGCUCGUUGACGUAAUCAGACGGCCACGUGUAUAGAUUAAUCACCGUAGAUUGAAUCGGAUCAGAGGAUUGCUUUUGUAAUAUUUGUAAUUUUUCUCUCUCUCUUCGAUUGUUUCAAUAGGAAGCUGACUAGGUCAACACUCAAUUGUGUAAGCGAUUAUAAUAUAGUAGCAUUUUUCCACGUCGGUGAUAAUAUGAAUUAACAACUAUAAAUAUAUAUAAAUAUAUAUAUUUACAAUA